Polychytrium aggregatum is the source of this 777-nucleotide messenger RNA. RefSeq lists its product as uncharacterized. The transcript has a single exon. Bases 1 to 777 code for a protein of 258 amino acids. The record is from RefSeq and is a predicted model, not a curated record. NCBI's taxonomy places the organism in Eukaryota, Fungi, Chytridiomycota, Chytridiomycetes, Polychytriales.
AUGCCGUCGCCAUCGUCGUCGCUGCCGUCGUCGGUCGUCGUUGCGGCACUGACGAUCGUCGUCCUCGCCGCAACAGCCCUCGCUGGCUCGCCGGUCUAUACCGCCAGCAACUCCACCAUCGACCCAACCUGCUUCAACCUCCUGCAGUCCGGCAAUGUCCAAGUCCUCGACCAACUCUGCGGACUGACUCUGACCCAGUGCUCGCAGCAGUGCGGCCCGAUGGGCACUCUGCGCUCAUACUGUAUCCCGUCGACCCUGGCCUGGGACUGUGCCUGCAAGAACACAAGCAUCGCAGUCCAGGUCCAUCUCUUUGCCGUCCAGACAGCCGAAUGCCAGGGCGAGCAAGAGAUCUGCUUCCAGAACUGCAAUCCCACGUAUCUCAAUCUCACCGGUCUGGGGCCAGCCGGACUGCCUUCGCCCAGUCUGCUUCCCUCGCCAGCUGCUCUGCCUGUGGCGAACACCUCGGCUCCCUCGGCGACCACAUCUCCAUCGCCGCCGACACUGACUUUGUGCCAGCUGAGCUGCAACACCUCCUAUGCCUGCGGCACUGCGAAUGCCAGCGAAGAGCGGUCCUGGCAGGUCAACACCAACGUCUCGUUUUUUGGUCGACGACUGUGCUGGGGCGGCGGCGGCCAGAUCGUCACCAACACCACCUGGUGGUCCAACAGCACCGGCAUCGCCUUCAGUAGCUCGCCUCCUUCCCGCGGUUCAAGCAUGGGUCUCUGGGGGCUCCUGGCUAUUCCACUACUGCUGGUAUCUCUCGGGUUCUGGUCCUGA